AUGGAUACGUCGUCUGCAUAUGACACAGAGGGGUAUUUUAAAACUGGUGAUGUUGUCUAUUAUGAUGAAGAUGAAUGUUUUUACGUUGAGAAUAGAAUUAAAGAAAUCUUUAAAUACCGUGGAUGGCAUGUACUUCCAGCUAUUAUAGAAAACGUUUUACUUUCACAUCCUGCCGUUAAAGAAGCUGCAGUAAUAGGUGUUCCGCAUGAAGUUGAUGGUGAACAUCCCAGAGCAUUUGUUGUACUAAUUCCUGGAUUUAAUCAAAGUUGUGCCAAAGAAAUACAAACCUUUGUUAACGAAAAAGUUGCUGAUAGUCAGAAAUUGAGGGGAGGUGUAUGGAUAGUAGAUUCCAUUCCAAAAACUGCAACAGGAAAGAUUAGAAGAAUGGAUCUCCAAAAUUAUAUUAUAAACAAAAUAAAAGUAUCUGAUUAG
Molecule: messenger RNA, 432 nt
Organism: Diabrotica balteata
Lineage: Eukaryota; Metazoa; Arthropoda; Insecta; Coleoptera; Chrysomelidae
Source: the annotation of a GenBank genome assembly